Molecule: messenger RNA, 2892 nt
Organism: Nothoprocta perdicaria
Lineage: Eukaryota; Metazoa; Chordata; Aves; Tinamiformes; Tinamidae
Gene: GNE
Product: glucosamine (UDP-N-acetyl)-2-epimerase/N-acetylmannosamine kinase
Exons: 12
Coding region: 93-2261 (722 amino acids)
Biological process (GO): UDP-N-acetylglucosamine metabolic process
Molecular function (GO): hydrolase activity, hydrolyzing O-glycosyl compounds; N-acylmannosamine kinase activity; UDP-N-acetylglucosamine 2-epimerase activity
Source: RefSeq, a predicted model, not a curated record
GGGCCCGCGUUGCGCUCUGCCGCGUGCAUGGGCCAGUGUCUGUCUGUGAACUGUAUUUCAAGAAUCUCUCAAAACAGAAGCAAAAGGAAGUCAUGGAGAAGAAUGGGAGCCACCACAAACUCCGUGUUUGUGUGGCCACAUGCAAUCGGGCUGAUUACUCCAAACUGGCUCCCAUUAUGUUUGGGAUUAAGGCGGAACCGCAGUUCUUCGAGCUUGAUGUUGUGGUGCUCGGGUCACAUCUCAUUGAUGAUUAUGGCAACACCUACCGCAUGAUUGAGCAAGACGACUUCGACAUCCACACGCGUCUGCACACCAUUGUGAGGGGCGAGGACGAGGCGGCCAUGGUGGAGUCCGUGGGCCUCGCCUUGGUGAAGCUGCCCGACGUCCUCAACCGCCUCCGGCCCGACAUCAUGAUAGUGCACGGCGACAGGUUCGACGCGCUGGCCCUGGCCACGUCUGCAGCACUCAUGAAUAUCCGGAUCCUGCACAUCGAGGGUGGCGAGGUCAGCGGGACCAUAGACGACUCCAUCAGACACGCGAUCACCAAGCUGGCCCAUUACCACGUGUGCUGCACGCGGAGUGCAGAGCAGCACUUGAUCGCCAUGUGCGAAGAUCACGACCGCAUCCUGCUAGCAGGGUGCCCUUCCUAUGACAAGCUUCUCUCUGCCAAAAAUAAGGAUUACAUGAGUAUCAUACGCAUGUGGCUGGGUGAAGAUGUCAAGCCCCGGGACUACAUCGUAGCUCUGCAGCAUCCAGUAACCACAGAUAUCAAACAUUCCAUAAAGAUGUUCGAGCUGACGCUGGACGCACUCAUCUCCUUCAACAAGAGAACUCUUGUUCUAUUCCCUAAUGUGGAUGCUGGAAGCAAAGAGAUGGUGCGUGUGAUGAGGAAGAAGGGCAUUGAGCACCAUCCCAACUUCCGCGCCGUCAAGCACGUCCCGUUUGAGCAGUUCAUUCAGCUGGUGGCCCACGCUGGGUGCAUGAUCGGUAACAGCAGCUGUGGAGUCAGGGAGGUGGGAGCGUUUGGUACCCCUGUCAUCAACCUGGGCACCCGCCAGACCGGAAGAGAAACAGGUGAAAAUGUUCUUCAUGUCCGUGAUGCUGACACCCAGGAUAAGAUUCUGCACGCUUUGCAGCUUCAGUUUGGUAAACAGUAUCCCUGCUCAAAAAUAUAUGGGGAUGGUAAUGCUGUACCCAGGAUUCUGAAGUUCCUCAAAUCUAUUAACCUCAAAGAGCCACUGCAAAAGAAAUUCUGUUUUCCUCCUGUCAAAGAUAACAUCUCUCAAGACAUUGACCAUAUUCUGGAGACACAGAGUGCCUUGGCAGUGGAUCUAGGUGGAACAAACCUCCGUGUAGCAAUUGUCAGCAUGAAGGGUGAAAUAGUGAAGAAGUACACGCAGCUCAACCCCAAGACCUAUGAAGACAGGCUGGAAUUAAUCCUGAAGAUGUGUGUGGAGGCUGCCUCGGAGGCUGUCAAUGUGAACUGCCGGAUUUUGGGAGUGGGUAUCUCCACAGGGGGACGUGUCAAUCCCCGAGAGGGAAUUGUGCUUCACUCCACCAAGCUCAUCCAGGAGUGGAGCUGCGUGGACCUGAGGACACCGAUAUCCGAUGCUCUGCACCUGCCCGUGUGGGUGGACAACGACGGAAACUGCGCCGCGCUGGCCGAGAGGAAGUUUGGUCACGGCAAGGGCGUGGAGAACUUCGUAACGCUCAUCACGGGCACAGGAAUUGGAGGUGGAAUCAUUCAUCAGCACGAGCUGAUCCAUGGUAGCUCGUUCUGCGCUGCCGAACUUGGGCACAUUGUCGUGUCUUUGGAUGGGCCGGAGUGUCUCUGCGGGAGCCAAGGGUGUAUAGAAGCCUACGCCUCUGGAAUAGCCCUGCAGAGAGAAGCUAAGAAACUUCAUGAUGCGGAUCUGCUGCUCGUGGAGGGGAUGUCCAUGAAGGAGGAGGAGCCCGUGAGCGCCGCACACCUCAUUCAAGCCGCGCGGCUGGGCAACGCCAGAGCGGGCGGCAUCCUCCGCACAGCAGGGACAGCGCUGGGCCUUGGUGUCGUGAACAUCCUGCACACCAUGAACCCGUCCCUGGUGAUCCUGUCGGGGGUCCUGGCCAGCCACUACGUGAGCGCUGUCAGGGACGUGAUCCAUCGACAGGCGCUGUCCUCCGCCAAGGCUGUGGAUGUCGUGGUCUCAAAUCUCGCAGACCCGGCUCUCCUUGGAGCUGCCAGCCUGGUCCUGGACUACACGACACGCAGAACCUACUAGGUACCAGCAAGACACGCAGACGGACUCUGCAAUUUCCAGUGGGUGGAGGGGAUACCAAAUCCGGCAUUUUAACUUGACCAGAGCAGCUACUGAAUCAGUGUAGGGUUCCAAGUCGUGAGAGACAACUUCAGCAAUUCCUAAUUGAGGCGAUACCUUUUUGUAUUUUAUUCCUGAAUUUUGUCCAUAUUUUUAGGAAAUAAUGUGCAAUUCUGUUUUUUUUAAUCACCGCUCUUCGUGCAAGCCCCAGUGUUGUGUUAAGUGUAGUUGAAUUAUUUAUAAGCAUACUAUGAUGUAUUUUGGGUGUACAAAUGUACACCCAAGAUGUGGGAUGGUCUGUCAAAUUAUAGCUAAUGCUUCAGGUCUUGCAUCCUACUUCUCAUCUAUAUGAAAUGAAAUAUCUAAAAUGUGGGUAACUUUUCCCGUUCUGAGCUGCCACCCACAAUUAGCUGUGUAAUCACAAGUAGUAGUGCUAGAUUCAUUGGGUGGAAAGAGGUGUUGCCCCUGCAAACAAAAGGGCUGCAUCCAGAAGCUGCGGUUCAUGAAGUACCUCAAGUUAUUUGUGACAGCACCUGUAUAGGGCUGAAUCCCAUUUCAGGAGCUUGGUACAUGAAGGAAAAGGCAGCCUGUCGCC